Anopheles darlingi is the source of this 1821-nucleotide messenger RNA. Its product is annotated as myrosinase 1-like. Gene Ontology annotation, molecular function: beta-glucosidase activity. NCBI's taxonomy places the organism in Eukaryota, Metazoa, Arthropoda, Insecta, Diptera, Culicidae. The transcript is spliced from 5 exons. The record is from RefSeq and is a predicted model, not a curated record. Gene Ontology annotation, biological process: carbohydrate metabolic process. Bases 15 to 1697 code for a protein of 560 amino acids.
AACUGUUUGACUGGAUGGAUCCACUCGGUAACCCUUUAGCGAUGAUGAUACGUCGCUUAUCUGCACCUGAGUCGUCGGUAGUCGUGUGUUUGCUAGUACUGCUACUGCCGCUAGUGAGCCUGGGAAGCAACGAGGAAGUGCCCCGAAGGUUUCCACCGGAAUUCACGUUCGGUGUCGGGACAUCGGCCUACCAAAUCGAGGGUGGUUGGGCGGAAGAUGGUAAAGGUGAGUCGAUCUGGGACCAUCUGACACACCGGCGACCGGAAAAGAUCGCGGAUCGAUCGAACGGUGAUGUGGCGUGCGAUAGCUAUCACCACUGGAAGCGUGACGUGCAGAUGGUGAAGGGUCUCGGGGUGGACGCGUACCGCUUUUCGAUCGCUUGGCCUCGCAUCAUGCCAACGGGGCUACGGAAUCAGGUGAACCAGCAAGGGUUAGCGUACUACAACGAUCUUAUCGACGAGCUGCUCCGUAACGGCAUUCGACCGAUGGUGACGCUUUAUCACUGGGACCUGCCGCAGCGACUGCAGGAGUUGGGUGGCUGGAUGAAUCCGGACAUCGUGCACUAUUUCGUGGAGUACGCACGAGUAGUUUUCGAUAGUUUGGGCGAUCGGGUCAAGUGGUGGACCACGAUCAAUGAACCGUGGCAUGUCUGCGAGCAGUCGUACGGUCGCGACGAGAUGGCACCGGGUUAUCACUUUCCCGGUGUGCCCUCGUAUACGUGCGGCCACAACAUCCUGAAAGCGCAUGCCGAGGUGGUGCACCUGUACCGAGACGCAUACCAAAAGGUGCAGCAAGGGUUAAUCGGGAUAUCCCUGGAUUGCUGGUGGGCGGAACCGGAAACUGGAACCCCGGACGAUCUCGAGGCGGCUGAAUGGGAGCUACAGUUUCAUCUAGGUUGGUUUGCGCAUCCCAUCUUCAGCAAGACAGGUGACUAUCCGGAGCUGAUGCGCCAACGGAUCGGUAAUCUGAGUGUCCAGCAAGGCUUCGCCAAAUCGCGGUUACCGGUGUUUACACCACUGGAAGUGGCACGCAUUCGCGGAACUUCGGAUUUCUUUGGUCUAAACACGUACACGACGGUGCUGGCACGUAAGAAUGAUGCGCAGAACUCGGCCGGAUAUGCCGUACCGUCGUUCGAGCAUGAUGCUGGCGUCGUUGUCUCCGCUGAUCCCGAUUGGCCCGAGGCAGAGGAGACUGCUUGGAUUAAGAUCGUUCCAUUUGGACUUCAUAAGCUGCUGAAUUGGAUCAGCGAACAGUACGAUAAACCGGCGAUCUGGAUAACGGAGAACGGCAUCGGAUCGGGGCCGGGUACGAAGGAUCCACAGCGAGUGGAUUACUUCAACGGCUAUCUAGCCGCCGUGCUGGAUGCCCUCGAGGAUGGGGUCGAUGUGCAGGGUUACAUCGCCUGGAGCUUGAUGGAUAACUUCGAAUGGCGUGACGGUUACACUCAGAAGUUUGGUCUGUAUUACGUGGAUUUCAACGACACUGCGCGCACACGCUACCCCAAGAUGUCAGCCAAAGUGUUUGCCAAUAUUGUGAGGACCCGCGAAAUCGAUUUCGCUUACCGUCCUGAGCCGGAUGUGCUGAUUCCAGGUCAUGGCAGUGGCACUGGUGACACAAUGCUGCCCAAUCUGUGCGUGUUCAUCGUGGCCACGCUGUGUGCCUCAAUGGUACAGAGAGUCAUACAAGCCUGUGGCUAGUAGCUAGGAUGAAAGAUGUUGGAAAAAGUGAAUCUCAGGUUUAAGAGUUUUUAUUCAUUGAAAUUAGAGCUACUAAUAUACUUUUUAUGACGAAAUACAAUAAAAGCAGCAGCAGCUACAGAUA